AUGUCCAUCAACAGAGGCAACAUCGGCCUCGUGGUCGGAAUGCUGAUCGCAGGAACAGCCAACACCGUCAUCUCAAAGUACCAGGACAUGGCCUGUGUCAAGAACUGUGACAACCCCGACCCCAAGACUCAUGAGCACUUUGAACAGCCCAUCUGGCAGACACUCAACAUGUUCAUGGGCGAGACCCUCUGUCUGGUCGCUGCCUCUAUCUUUGCUUUCUUGGCCGAAAAGUAUGGCCGUGCCAAGUGGGCUGACUUGAUUCUGGACGACGAGGAGGAUGAUAUCCUCGCGGUGGUCGAGUCGGACGGCCUUCUUUCUUCUCCACACGAACAUGGACACGGACACGGAAACGGACAUGCUGCUCCCUUGAAGAAGAGAAAGCUCGAGGGCCCCUUGGUUCUCUUGCUUUGGUUGCCCACCCUCUGUGACAUGACCGCCAGCACAUUGAUGAAUGUCGGUUUGAUUUAUUGCGCUGCCUCGGUCUACCAGAUGCUGCGCGGUGCAUUGGUCAUCUUCACUGGUCUUCUCUCAAUCAUGUUCUUGGGCAGAAAGCUCCUUGCCUAUGAAUGGUUCGCUCUCUUCACUAUCGUCGCCGGUAUCGCCACCGUUGGACUCGCUUCUGUCAUCACCCCCGCCACCAAGGACCUCGUCGGUAACGCCGAACCAGACUCGGAUGAGGCCAUCCAGGCUGCCAAGGCCAUUCUCGGAAUCUUCCUCGUUCUCAUUGCCCAGAUCUUCACCGCUACUCAGUUUGUGGUCGAGGAAAAGUUCUUGUCAGGAUACCAGAUUGCUCCCCUGCGCGCUGUUGGUUUCGAGGGUCUUUUUGGAACAAUCACCGUUUUGGUUGCUAUGCCCAUCCUUCACUUCACUAUUGGCGCAUCGCACCCUGGUUCGUACUUUGACCUCCACGCUGGCUGGGAGCAGAUCACGACUUACCCUCAGAUCUGGAUCCCCUCGAUUGUGAUGCUCUUCAGUAUCUCGUCGUUCAACUUCUUCGGUAUCUCGGUCACAAAGACCAUCUGCGCCACCUCGCGUUCGACUAUCGAUUCGUGCCGUACUCUCUUCAUCUGGGCCAUCUCUCUCUACCUCGGUUGGGAGAAGUUUAUCCCCCUCCAGGUUCUUGGCUUUGCCUUGCUUGUGUACGGAACCUUUGUUUUCAACGGUGUGAUCGAGCCCCAUGUUUGCGCUCCUCCCAAGGCCGUCCACCCCGACGAGAACCGCCCUUUGUUGAACCCCAACGCAUAA
Molecule: messenger RNA, 1245 nt
Organism: Linnemannia hyalina
Lineage: Eukaryota; Fungi; Mortierellomycota; Mortierellomycetes; Mortierellales; Mortierellaceae
Source: the annotation of a GenBank genome assembly